This is a messenger RNA of Stereum hirsutum FP-91666 SS1, 351 nucleotides long. Its product is annotated as cytochrome P450. The annotation marks the transcript as partial. Gene Ontology annotation, molecular function: iron ion binding; oxidoreductase activity, acting on paired donors, with incorporation or reduction of molecular oxygen; heme binding. Lineage: Eukaryota; Fungi; Basidiomycota; Agaricomycetes; Russulales; Stereaceae. The transcript is spliced from 3 exons. The record is from RefSeq and is a predicted model, not a curated record.
CUCGAUGCAAUUACUCUUGAAACCCUCCGACUUGGAACUCCAUUUUUCCUUCCCCGUGUCGUCCCUGAAGAGGGUGUUGAAAUAGAGGGUAAUUUUAUUCCUGGCGGGACGAUUGUCGCUGUUGCGGCCUAUUCACAACAAAUCUCCGAGGCGAACUUCCAUCCAAACCCUCAGGACUUCAUACCUGAACGGUGGCUUCAAAGUAAUCACGGCGAAAGCACAGGAAUCAGACGCUCAGCACUGGGAUCGUUUUCAUUCGGACCUUAUGCUUGUGUUGCAAAACGGUUUGCAAUGCAAGAAGUCAGGCAUGUCCUAGCGCGACUAAUCUUAACUUUCGACAUGGAGUUUGUG